Phoenix dactylifera (date palm) is the source of this 1850-nucleotide messenger RNA. RefSeq lists its product as uncharacterized. NCBI's taxonomy places the organism in Eukaryota, Viridiplantae, Streptophyta, Magnoliopsida, Arecales, Arecaceae. The record is from RefSeq and is a predicted model, not a curated record.
GAGAGAACCAUCCAUCACGCGCUCGCGCACUUCUCUCAUUUUUCCCCCCCUCUUCCUCUCUUCUCUUCCUCCUCUUCUCUCUGAGCCUUCCUGUUAGCAUGGAUUGCUCCCGACUAUUUUACUGCCCCUACCUCGCAGGUUCUUUGUCUGGAUAGAUAUCUCCGCCUCCGAAGCUACCUCUUCACUUCGUCCUCAUUCCUUCUCCCCCUUUAAAUACCGUUGCCACUGCCCCAUCCACCCACUUCCGGCUCUACCCUUCCCCCUGUCCAGGUCUUUUAGAUCCCUUCUCUUAGUCUCUGGUUAGAUAUUUCUUUAGUUACUAAAGGUGAUGACGGGACAGAAGCCAUUAAUGCUCAAGGAGUACCUUGAGCUGGACUCGGAUUUGGAGUCCUGCUCUGGGUCAGGGUGCACGCUGCGGCGGGGCGACUCGACCACUAUGCGGUUCCUCCUCGAGGCGGAGCUCCGCCGUGGCGAGGGAAGGCUGGUGCGCGCCCGAUCCAAGGGUACCCUCACGAGGCUCUCCGCCGUCAUCCACGCCCUCAGGCUCCUCCCCUUCGGCGCCUCCUCCUCCAGGUGUCGGUCCUGCCACGACCGAUUCCUCACCAGAAGUCUAUCGAAGCGGUUUAGAGGAAGCUUCCGGAAGAAGAGAGGGAAGGAGGAAGAAAACGAGACUAGAGUGAGGGUCAAAGACAUUGUACGGCUAAGUUCGUUCGAGGAGGAAGGAGAGGAAAGGAAGUCGUUCGAGUUGGCCUCCCCCCUUGUCGGUAGCCGUAGCAGUUGGUGGGAGUUGGCCUUCCUGCGGUCGUCUAUCGGUAGCUCCGAGUGCCUCGGCGAGAUCGACGCUGCCGGCGACGUUACCGGCAACGACAAAAACGGCUCUCCGCCGCCGCGUAGCCCGACGGGGAGAAUGGCUGUCGGUGGGGAUUCCGUUUCCGUCGAGACGCCCACCGGCCACCGAGCCCCCAAGAGCGAAAGGAUGGAGUGCCCAGGAUGCCAGUCUGAGGAGAAGGAGCAACUAAGCCCGGUGUCUGUGAUGGACUUUCCAUAUGAGGAGGAAGAAGAGGAGCCCUCCCCCUCUCCUUCCUUCCAGCAAAGCCUCGCCAAUAUCGAGAGAACAAAGCUGCAUCUGCUGCAGAAGAUCCGACGGUUCGAGGGCCUUGCUGAGCUGGAACCAAUGGACCUCGAAGAUCGUUUGUCGUCCUUUGAGGACCAGCUGGAAUCCAGCGAGCACGUGGCAUCGGACGAAGGAGAAGACGGUCACAUAGAGACCGUGGAGAUGAGGGCAUGGGACCUACUCUGGGACCUCGAAGCUAGAGCUCGGGUGGGCCCACUCAUCGAGAAGCUUCUGGUGGACUUCUUCAUCGAACGGCUGUCCUCCUCCGAUAGUGUCGAUCACGACCGUCCAUCGCGAUGCAGGACGCACGUGAGAAUAACAUCAGGUGCACGCGAGCCGGUGGAGAUAUUGAAGGCCGCAAGGGAGUGGAUCGAUGGAGAGGCGGAGAUUAAGGAGAUGGAGGUGAACGGACGGUGGAGAUGCUUCCACGAGGAAGAGGAGGAGUUGGCCGUGGAUUUGGUGGAUGUGAUAUUCGGGUCGUUGGUAGGGGAGCUGGUGCUAGAUUAAGUAUCUUGGUAUUAUAACGAUCUUCGUUAAUUAAAUUAAUUUAGAAAUGUGGAAGCGUCUGUAUAUGUUGUGGGAUUUACAGUAGUAGGAGUAACAUCCACCAUUUUUUUUUUGUUGAUAAGACCAUCAAAUUUUGAAUGGCGAGUUCUGUAGUAAAAUUAUCUUCAAAUGGUUCUACUAUCCCUGAUCUCCAUGAGAGGAAGAUGUCGCAGGUACUGAAUUCUGAAAA